GGAUAUUCUCGGUGAGCCGUGUUUCGGCCGUGCGUGGAACAACGGCGGCACGGCCUGGUUUUCCUGGGGAAGCAUUGCUUUUUGAGGUGUUG
Mesorhabditis belari is the source of this 92-nucleotide messenger RNA. The record is from the annotation of a GenBank genome assembly. NCBI's taxonomy places the organism in Eukaryota, Metazoa, Nematoda, Chromadorea, Rhabditida, Rhabditidae.